Dentiscutata erythropus is the source of this 260-nucleotide messenger RNA. The record is from the annotation of a GenBank genome assembly. NCBI's taxonomy places the organism in Eukaryota, Fungi, Glomeromycota, Glomeromycetes, Diversisporales, Gigasporaceae.
AAAAUUAUCCGAAAAUGUUUUGAAUAAGAUCUGCGAUGUACUUCCAGAACUCAUUGGUGGCUCUGCAGAUCUUAACAGAUAUGGGGUUCGUGAACAUGCUAUGUCUGCUGCUGUGAAUGGUCUUGCUGCCUACGGUGGUAUAAUUCCAUUCGGGGGUUCAUUAUUGAACUUUAUUAGCUAUGGUUUGGGUGCUGUUCGUUUAUCAGCACUUUCAGGACUUCAUGUAAUUUAUAUAAUGACUCAUGAUUCCAUCGGUUUGG